AUGGCUGCCAUCCGCAAGCGCCUCCUCCUCGCGUUCCUGCUGCUCCUGCUCCAGGCCAUUGCGGCCGCCUCCUCCGACGCCAGAUACCUCCUCGCCGCAAGGUCCGCGCUCCGCGACCCCUCCGGCGCGCUAGCCGGCUGGAGCGGCGGCUCCGGCCGCGGCUCGCCGUGCUGCUGGGCGCGCGUGUCCUGCGCCAACAACUCCACCGCGGCCGUCGCCGGGCUCGACCUCUCCAAACUCUCCCUCGGCGGCGGCUUCCCGGCCGCGCUCUGCUCCUUGCGGUCCCUCGAGCACCUCGACCUCUCCGCAAACGAGUUUGUGGGCCCGCUGCCGACCUGCCUCGCCGCGAUCCCGGCGCUCGCGCACCUCAACCUCGCCGGGAACAACUUCUCCGGCGAGGUCCCGCCGGAGUGGGGCGCCGGGUUCCGGUCGCUCCUCGUGCUAAACCUGGUCCAGAACUUUCUCUCCGGCGAGUUCCCGGCGUUCCUGGCCAACCUCACCGCCCUCCAGGAGUUCAGCCUCGCCUACAACCUGUUCUCGCCGUCGCCAUUGCCAGAAAAGCUCGGUGACCUCGCCGACCUUCGCGUGCUGUUCGUCGCCAACUGCUCCCUCAACGGUAUCAUCCCUUCUUCCAUUGGAAAGCUAAAGAAUCUCGUCAAUCUGGACAUCUCAAGGAACAGCAUCCACGGCGAGAUACCGGGAAGCAUUGGGAAUUUGAGUUCUCUGGAGCAGAUCGAGCUCUUCGCGAACCAGCUCUCCGGGAGAAUUCCAGUGGGGUUUGGAGGCCUCAAGAGGCUCCGUUCACUGGACAUCUCCAUGAAUGGGCUCACUGGGGAGGUACCGGAGGACAUGUUCGCGGCGCCGAUGCUGGCGAGCGUGCACAUGUACCAGAACAAUCUGUCCGGUCGCUUGCCGGCGACGCUGGGGGAGGCGCACAGUCUGUCCGACCUCCGGAUUUUCGGCAAUCAGCUCUCUGGGCCGUUGCCGCCGGAGUUUGGAAAGAAUUGCCCCCUCCAAUUCCUGGACGCGUCGGACAACCGGCUGUCAGGUCCAAUUCCGACGAUGCUUUGUGCUUCCGGGAAGCUAAAGCAGCUCAUGCUGUUGGACAAUGAGUUUGAAGGUGCCAUUCCGGUGGAAUUGGGGCAAUGCCGGACACUGACCAGAGUGCGGCUGUCGAACAACAGGCUGUCUGGUCCGGUGCCGCCGGAAUUCUGGGGAUUGCCGGGUGUCUACCUGCUGGAGCUUCGUGGCAAUGAGCUAUCGGGGGUGGUUGACCCUGCCAUUGCUGGUGCCCAGAACCUAUCCAAGCUGCUCCUACAGGACAACCGGUUCACUGGUGCUCUGCAUGCCAAGCUGGGAACAUUGGCCAAUCUGCAAGAGUUCAAGGCUUCAAACAAUUUCUUCUCUGGGCCUCUGCCACCAUCGCUCGCCAACCUUUCCAUACUUGACAAUCUUGAUCUGAGCCACAAUUCUUUCUCUGGAGAGAUCCCAAGGGAUUUUGGUAGGUUGAAGAAAUUGUCACAGCUGUACCUUUCAGAUAACCACCUUAGUGGGAACGUCCCUCCGGAGCUUGGGGAGAUUAUUGGGAUGAAUACCCUUGAUUUGUCGAACAAUGAGCUUUCAGGUCAGGUGCCUGCGCAGUUGCAGGAUCUCAGGCUGACCCAUUUCAACAUAUCCUAUAACAAGCUCUCAGGGGCUUUACCUGUUCUCUUCAAUGGAAUACAGUACCAAGAAAGCUUCUUGGGCAACCCUGGCCUGUGCCAUGGGUUCUGUCAGGGCAAUGGCAAUUCUGAUGCCAAACGACAUACCAUUAUCAAGCUGGUUGUCUACAUCUUCGUAGCUGCUGGGAUCAUCCUACUCCUCGGUCUUUUUUGGUUCCAUUACAAGUGCAGGUUGUACAAGAUAAGUGCAGCUGAACUGGAUGAUGGAAAGUCCAGCUGGGUGCUCACAUCCUACCACAGGGUGGAUUUCAGUGAGAGGGAGAUUGUGAAUAGUCUCGACGAGAGCAAUGUGAUUGGCCAGGGUGGUGCAGGCAAGGUGUACAAGGCCGUUGUCGGGCCUCAGGGUGAGGCCAUGGCUGUCAAGAAACUCUGGCCUAUCGGUGUGGCAAGCAAAAGGAUAGACACAUUUGAGGCUGAGGUUGCCACACUAAGCAAAGUGAGGCACAAGAACAUUGUAAAGCUUGCCUGCAGCAUUACAAACACAGUCUGCAGGUUACUUGUCUAUGAGUAUAUGCCAAAUGGUAGCUUGGGGGAUAUGCUUCAUAGUGCAAAACGCAGCAUCUUUGAUUGGCCGAUGAGGUAUAAGAUUGCUGUCAACGCUGCUGAAGGACUCUCCUACUUGCACCACGACUGUAAGCCCCCAAUCGUCCAUCGGGACGUGAAGUCAAACAACAUCCUGCUUGAUGCGGAGUAUGGUGCCAAGGUUGCAGAUUUUGGUGUUGCAAAGACUAUUGGGGAUGGCCCAGCCACCAUGUCGAUAAUCGCAGGAUCUUGUGGGUACAUCGCACCUGAGUAUGCUUACACUCUCCAUGUGACUGAAAAGAGCGACAUAUAUAGCUUUGGUGUGGUGAUGUUGGAGCUUGUCACUGGUAUGAAGCCGAUGGCACCGGAGAUUGGCGAGAUGGACCUUGUAACGUGGGUGUCUGCCACUGUUGAGCAGAACGGGCUGGAGUCUGUGCUCGAGCAGACUCUCGCUGAGCAGUUCAAGGAUGAGAUGUGCAAGGUUCUGAAGAUCGCCCUGAUGUGUGUCUCAAACCUUCCAGUCAGCCGCCCACCAAUGAGGGCUGUGGUGAAGAUGCUGCUGGAGGUUAAGGAAGCGAACAAGCCGAAGCUGAAGGUGGCACCUCUGGCCGUCUGACCUGAGGCAAACCCAUCUGAAGAAUAACGAAUAAAAGAUGUGUUUGCUCUCCUCGGAUAACGUACUACAAACCAAUUGGCAUUACAUCUGAUCCUGCGAAGUGCAUUCCUGAGAGCAGCUAGAUAGUUCUGAAACAUUGCCAAAGCUUGUAACUG
Messenger RNA from Panicum hallii, 3014 nucleotides. RefSeq names its product receptor-like protein kinase HSL1. The record is from RefSeq and is a predicted model, not a curated record. The coding region runs from base 1 to 2859 and encodes 952 amino acids. Gene Ontology annotation, molecular function: protein kinase activity; receptor serine/threonine kinase binding; ATP binding. Gene Ontology annotation, biological process: protein phosphorylation. The transcript is spliced from 2 exons. Lineage: Eukaryota; Viridiplantae; Streptophyta; Magnoliopsida; Poales; Poaceae.